This is a messenger RNA of Amoebophrya sp. A120, 7364 nucleotides long. The record is from the annotation of a GenBank genome assembly. Lineage: Eukaryota; Dinophyceae; Syndiniales; Amoebophryaceae.
GCCUUCACUUGAUAGGGAAGGUGACGCCAUAUGUAGCUGUGCCACGACCCAAACUAAGUUUAAGUACCGAAAGUUCUACUAAGUGGAGGUAUUUUAUUCCCGACUUUGAUGUUGUCGCUUGUCCCCGUCAAAAAACUCUAUCUUUUCCCCGAGCCAUCCGCGGAAUUUCUAGAAAGAAAAAGUACGGCAAUACGUACCCCAUCACCAGCUUUAUUCCUAGUUCAGAAGUUUCUGAGCAAACGAAGCUUCCUGUAAGCAAAGGAACGAUCUCAUUUAUAGUGUAGCAUAGGACGAAGUAAAAUAAAGGAGGAGCGAGACAAGUUCAAAUCUGAUUUGAUUAAUUUACCCUAUCAAGCAAAAUGCUGCACAACAUCCGCGCGCCGGAUGUGCAGCACCUUUUCGACCGGCUCGCCGAGAAGUACUCCGAAAAGCUGGCGAAGAAGAAGCUGAACGCACUCUGCGUGCAGGCUGCUAUGGGAUUCUCCAUUGUUACACUCUCAACUGUUCUUACAUGAAUUUGUGAUGCAAGAAUGGCAACAGGGAAAGGCCGGAUCUUGCAACUCCUGCAAUGCAAAUUCAGCACAGAUUCUCAUCCUGUUUAGCCCUUCCAAAAUUUGUCAUGCGAAGUAGCUUCAUUUUGUGGACGUUGAUGCUCGUUUUGCAUAACAAAUCAUGUAAACAGUUGAGAAUGUAACAUUUGAGAACCCCAUAGCGGCUAUGGUGUGCUUUGAGAAGAAACAAAGAGAGGACGAGCGGCAGCUGCGAGUCGUCGCGAGGACCGACGUUCCCAAUAACGUUGCGACGACAACUGCGCCGCCCUCGGGCGGUAAUGCCGCAAUUUCUGACACGCUGGGACUACAAGCAGGGCAAGCUACGCGUACGCUGGGACGGUCCUAUCAGAUGGAAAUAAAUGUACCAGCUCUUCAUAUGGCAAUCCGUCAUGCAGUCGUCGUAGACGAUCGUCUUAAGACGGCACGAAAUGGAAUUUGUCAUGGCAAUAGGCAUAAUACCUGCAUAACAAAAACAAAUUGACAUUGCAGGAGCUGGUCAUAAUCAAUUUCACAAAGCAUAGACAGCCGGAAGCCCCCAGCAGUUCCAGUUCUAGUUCGUCCAGCAACCCACCCCUCGUGUCUGGUCAAGGCCACCAGCUGGCUGAAGCAAGUCUCGUCCCGGCGGCGAUGACAGCUACGUCUGCGCCGGCCGAUGCAGCACGACGAGGCGCUCAUUCCGUUGCAGUAUCAAAACGAAAAAUCCCCCCUCCCCAUAUCGAAAACGAAAUUUGUGAUGCUGUAUUUGAGGGCAAAAAUCGCUUUGCAGUGCUAAAAGGCCACGAGAGGCAGCUCCGGAUUCGUUUGCAGGCAAUUUGUCAUGCUGCUAUCCACUUCCACUCGUUUUCUUUUCUGUCAUGAUGAAGGCGCAAGGCUUUCCCACGCCAGCCAGCAUUACACUCCGCAUACGCAUCUCUUUGCUUCUAGCAUGAGAAAGCUGAUUUGUGCCCACAAAUCUGCGUCACAGAUUUCGGUUUUGAUAUGGGGAGGGGAGAUUUUUCUUCUUGAUAUGCAGGUGCAUCGAGUUCUGCGGAACGCGGACCAGUCCAAGGAAGUGAUCAUGAGCACGACACGAGCAGCGCAUUGAACUUGCAACAGAGCGUAGAAGUUCCGGAGUUGUUUACGCACGGGGAACAAAGAGAAACAAGUGUGGCGGCAUCUGCAGUUGCUAGUGCACAAGAACAACCAACAUUUUUGCUACCACCGACGAGGGCUGACGAGGACCGACGUGGUGUGGCCGCAGCGACGACGCAGGAAAAGAUCGGUAUUUGAUAAGGAAAAAUGUGUUCUAGAAGUUUAACGAUUUUGAUAUCCAAGUUUUGCAUCACAAGCGAGUUUCUCUGUAUAGUACAACCUCCCGACCCCGAGAUGAGAAUGAGAACCUGUAAUGCGUUUCUUCUAGUAAUGGGCAGUUUAGGUAGUUAGAAGUCCAGAUCCACCGUGUUCAUUCAAAGUGAGUGGUAUACCGUCUGCAUGCAUCACAAGUUUACCAAAUCAAAUGAAUUUUUUUUCUCGACAGGUGCAGCUUCUUCCUUGAGUUCCUCGUCCGCGCGUGUUAUUGCAAAUCACCAACGCGAUCUAUGCAUUGGAAAAGUAUCGCACUCGUUCUCGUACUAAUCGCAGUCAUGCAUUACAAAGUUCUUUCUCAAGGAGAAUCCGCAUGACGAAUUUCAUUUUUCAUGCGGAUAAAAUUUAUUGUCGUACGUGUUUCAUACGCGUCGUGCGAUACUUUGUUUUGCACAGGAUACGGUUUCCGGGCGGUCGGUUCUGCCUUUCAACCACCUGACGCAGGAACAUCCACUACGUCGGGCUCCGUGGCUUCGCCAAGAAGACGGUCUGGUGCUGUGGAAAAUCCUCAAGCUGGUGGUGGAACGACGUCGGUGAAUGGUGGUAGAAGUGCAGAUGAAGGAACAGAUAGCAGAGCUGCUACCCUCUGCAAUGGUAAUACUUAUUCAUAUCGUACGUCUUGCAUAACACGCAUGACAAAUAGAAGUUUCAGCUUUUCGUUUCCUUGUGGAAAAAUUACGCAGAAAUUUGUGCUGCCAUGAUGCUGCUGCUAAGAAUUGGUACGAUAUAUUAAUCACAUUUGCUACUUUUGCAUUGCAUAGUCACUGGGCAACAGAAUAACCCGGAAACCGUCCAGCGGGCGUUUCCGGUCCCCGUCCCCGACGAGAUUGGGCGCUUGAUUUACCGCUUCAUGCCGGACCCUCCGGUGUACACAAAACGCGAUAAGCGCUUGCAGUAUGGCUUGCUCAGAUGUUACAAUCUUUAGCGUUGCAACAGAAUUUGGGGUUUGUCUUGCAUAGAGAGCACGAGGAACAUGCAGAGCUCUGCGCUUUUCGCAAUACAAAUUUCGCCAGAUUCUCAUUGGGGUUCAAGCUCCGUAACUUGUCAUGCGCAAUACCGUGACAGUAGACUAAACAGCGCACUUUUAGCAGCAUUGCUCUUGUAACGUUUCAGAUUGUAACAGCUGUUGAGCAGGUCAUAUGCAGGCUCAUGAAGUUUUGGGGUUGUGUGUGAAGGACAAGACCACUUCCUGGUACCCCAAAAUCAAGUCCUACAAGACCCGGACUUUUCGGGAUCCCAUGCAACAGCAGAACUUUUUAUGGACACGUCGUGGCAGAGUUCGAGUUGGAUUUCGGUUUGCCCAGCUCGAGGUGGAUUUCGGUCCCGAGGAGGGGGACGAGCCAAAGCUCUUCAACUUCCGAGAAUUGUGCUGCACCUUGGCAGGAAAAACGCUCGUGAGUGAUGUCGAUGCGCACUGGCGGUCCUACUUCACGGUCGAUCUGCAAAACGGCGUGAGAUUGCGGCUUCAGGGCGCUUUGCCGUUCCCCAACAUGCAGCUGGAAAUAGUGUUUCGCUUCCCGGCAACGAACGAUCCAUGGCUGACGUGGCAGCUGGACGACGCGCUGACGUUGUGGGACCCAGAUAAUUUUGCAUUCAACGUUUGGGAAACUAAUCUCGCGGCUGUCCUGGUGGACCCUGACGCGUGGGCGUCACGAUUUGGCGGUUCCUACGGCGACAAGUGUCCCAGAACCGGUCACUCAUCGCCGAUGGUUGCGGUGGAGCGCUGCCAACUUCUUUUUCGACGCCCCUGUGAUAACCAGCGAUUAUAUCGCGAGCACGAACGCAGCGAGGACGAGGACGCUGACGAAACCGAUGAAGAGUCUCCCUCAGGUAUUACCCAAAUGACGCAGGCGCUCCGCUCAGCCGAAAUUCCCGAACGACACCCGGCACUCGACGCGCUUUACGCACUAGCAGGAGAGGACAUGAGCCAGAAGGGCUUGCGAGAGGAAUACUUCGAACGCUUCGCCCGGGACGUCACUUCCGCGACGCCGGGAUUCCCGAAGAGAUUCGGCCGCGCCAAACAAAACCCCGUCCCUGAACAUCUUGAGUUGCUGUUUCCAAAAUUGGGCCGCAAAAAGGCAGAGCACUUCUUUCGCACGGGGGAUCCGUCCGGCAUUCCCGCCACGCUGCUCUCGGUGAUGGACGUCGUUGAGCAUCCUCUUCCCUUGCGCGUGUGGAUCGGAGACAGGUUUCUUUCUCCAAAAAUCACUUCAUACUGGACGGACCCGAACGCCAUCGUCGGCAAACCGGCACUCAUCGUCAAUUUCGUGGAUCCGGCAGAUGAGGAAUCCGUCACCCGCUGUACGGCACAAGACCUCUACCACGUCGGGCAGGACCGGAACACUUGCCGGAUCGCAGGGGUAGCCGAGAAGACUUGCCUCUUGAGCAUGAAGAUCGCAGGGUUAGUCGAGAACAUUGAGUAUGAUACUUCCCACUGCGUUGAUCUGCAGUGCGGGCUUUCCGUGCGGUUCGCAGCAAACUUCUCGACGAGGUACGUAAUAUUGCAGGAUAUAUUGAAGGAUCUGGACGAAAUGAAAGGCAAGGUCGGCCUCGGCGUGCAACUCCUGCUCCGCGUCGAGAAGGACGACCCUUUGAAUUUCCACAUCGACAACGAAUUGGACGCAAAGGACGUUUGGAAAAAAAGCACUGCUGAUUGGGUCGAGGACAUGCCGAGGCAUUUCCCCUGUACUGUCGAGCAAUAUCAAGUUUUUUUUUCCAUGGAAACCUGGGAUCCCGCCACCGAUCCGAUGAUGCAGCAGCGCGUUCUGAAAAAGCUCCACGCAGCACCAGUCCCCGCGCUUUCCUGCGGCGCGACCGCUGCCUUCGCACUCGCCUGGCCGGAUGUUAGUCUUUCUUCUUUCACUUACCACCGUGAAAACAUCUUCGGAGACUUUGUGCAAGAUCUGGGCACCUCCAAGAGCGGGUUCCCGAAAAAAUUUGGGCACGCGCAGCAAAAUCUUGUCCCCGCCCAUAUCGACGUUUUGUUUCCAAAAUUGACCCGGGACCGCGCGGAAUCGUUCUUUCGCACCGGAAGCAUAUGCUCCGAAAUUCCGCACAGCUUAAUCCGGGCCCUGGACCAAGUGGACCCAACGCAUCUCGACGGCCUGUCGUUUCAGCUGAGCCGCGAAGUAGAUUCUGAGCAAGGAAAUUUUAGUUGGUCCCCCGACUCGGAGUUCUUGCCGGAGGUGAUCCGCAUAGAAGAAUGCUUUCCGCGACAUGACUACAUGGUGCGCGGUUGCGACGGAAGUUUGCUGAUAGCGUUUUUGAAAACGAACUGGAGCAGCGAAGCAACAAAGUGUUUCCGCGAAGGGCGCAUGGGGAGGCCAUUGUGCUUUCUGGGUGGAAAACGAGAACUGUCGCUCGUCCAGGAACAGAACACGAGGUUCACCAGCGAAGCUUCAUCUUCCGUGGCUGGGGGCGACAACGCCGGUAGCAGCUACAGCGCGUUGCGACUGCUUUUCGCGACCGAAAAUGGGGACGAGCCCGCCCUCUCUGUGACGGCACUGUGCGGUGGAUCUAACGGCACCGCCCUCAGCGACGUCUUCGUGUAUUGUCCACCACAAUCGUGUACACCAGUCAGGUAUGAGCCGCAGUAGUUACGUCUGGGUCUGGAAAGAUUCGAUUUUGUGAUGCUCUCCGUCAGGCGCACAGAAAUCUGUCAUGCCUGAGUAGGACAUAAAGCUGACGAAUCUUGUGGGCCACACGAAGAAAAAAGGGUUUCUUAUGCAGAAUACGUAUUGCAAACACAACGUCAAUAUUGCAGAGCCUGUAGAAGUACUGAGGUGCUCUGCAUUCCAGAUCUUCUGGGCCCUGCAAAGGAACCCGCAUGACAAACUUCGGCACUUUUCCAGACCCAAACAUAUUUGCACCCGAUAUCAGGGUAGCGCUGGUGGAGGCGAAGAUCAAUUCUGCCGACGGGGUACUACGCCACGAAAAAUCACAGACGCACUUAAUUUGUGAUGCACAACACGCAAGAUCGAGAUUGUGAUUGUGUUGAAAUUUGUAUAGGCAAAUACCAAUUUCAAACAACCAAACUUUGCCCAAACAUUGAAUGUCUGCUGAUUUGGAUUCGCAUCACAAAUUAGAGGGUUGAGGUGAGGUUUUGCAGGAUACGGGAAUGGGAAUUGCGGGAAAGCAAAGCAGGCGUUCACCGAGGAUGGCGGAUACGAGCGGAAUUUAAAAGCACUGUGCCGGCUACACAAAGUGCACCCGCCAUUUCUUUGUGCUGGAUUUCCUCUCCGAGAUGAAGACGCAUCGUAUUUUGCAACGGCUUCUGCUAAAGAGAAGGGUCGGUGCGAGAAGGCAUUGGAGUUUAUGGGAGUCGGAAGGGAGUUUUGGACGGAGGACACCACGACGAGCGGGGAGGAGAAAAAAUAAAUGAGACUCGUGUCAGCGAUAUGAAAGAGCAUUUUUCCCCCUUUCCCUCAUUUGUAUUGCAUGAACAGCAACACAAGGACAAGCGCUGGCCAAGAUGCAGCUUUUGCAUGACAAAUUCCUAGAGGAUUGUAGUGCUGUUUUGGCUUUCGGAAGCUGUCAUGCAAAAAGUGCUAAGAGGCAAAAGGUAGACUUGGGAUUUUGCAUGACAAGUGAGGGGAUGGGGAGUUGCGCACUUUCAUAAGCGACUACUCUGUGAUAUUUCCGCGGAUGCAGCAGGGGUGAUUGGCUUUGGCCGAGAAGUAGCCGUGGGGAGCGCAACUUUUACAAUCAUUUUUACUUCAUUCCAAUUUUGACCAAACCCGUGCAACAGUUGCACGAAAAGUAGAGCAUCCGUUUUUGUCGUUUCGAAGUAACUUAGCUUUCACAUCGCCCUGUGCAGUGUGGCCAGAGUACUCAAGAACACAUGGAAAUAAUACGUUGCACUUCUAGAUGUAAAAAUAAAAAAUAAUAUCCAUAUCCAACUCGUCUUUAUUCUGUAGCGCAAUUUCGACUGAAUCGGAAGCUCAAACAUCUACUAUUUCAAGUUUCGCUCUACCCUUUCGUGCAAUGCACGUAAUAAGCACUCAUCUUUGUAGUUUGACUGAUUUUUACAUUUUUCUUUCUCAGACGAUCAAUACAGUUUCGAUUUCAAACCUAUAUAACAAAUGCAAGUACAACUACGUACUCAAAUCAGCUCUUUGUCAACAUAAUUGAUAGUCCGCGUCCAGAAGAGGAAGGGCAUCAGUAUGAGCAGUUCACAUUCCCUCCUUCUUGCACAGACAAAAUUUAACGACUUCAUGGAUAUUACCCAAAUUCUUUGUGUUGCUGACGCACAAAGCAUGAUAGAAAAUGUCAUAUUUACUACGUCGAAACAAUUCGAUUCAUUUUCCUGUCAUAUUUGCAGGUGUAGACUACAACUCAGCGACCUGCUGGUUGAUGUUUACACUACCGUUACCGAUUUUUUCAAGAGUCCAACAUGCAACAUAUCACCAAGCUUUGUAACACUGUACAGAUUUGGAGACAAGUACUGACUGAUAAACGAAAAAACUUGUA